GCUGCAGUGCUGCUCCGCGGGCACCCCAGGCCCGCCCGCUGCCUGCUGUUGCCGACAUGGAACCCGUGGCCAGCAACAUCCAGGUCCUGCUGCAGGCGGCCGAGUACCUGGAGCGCCGCGAGAGAGAGGCCGAGCAUGGCUACGCGUCCCUGUGCCCGCACCGCAGCCCAGGCCCCGUCCACAGGAGGAAGAAGCGGCCCCUCCAGGCUCCUGGCGCGCUGGACAGUGGGCGGUCUGUGCACAACGAGCUGGAAAAGCGCAGGAGAGCCCAGCUGAAGCGGUGCCUGGAGCAGCUGAAGCAGCAGAUGCCCCUGGGGGCUGACUGUGCCCGAUAUACCACCCUGAGCCUCCUGCGCCGAGCCAGGGUACACAUCCAGAAGCUGGAGGAGCAGGAGCGGCAGGCUCGGCGGCUGAAGGAGAAGCUGCGCAGCAGGCAGCAGAGCCUGCAGCAGCAGCUGGAGCAGCUCCGGGCGCCGGCAGGACCAGGCGAGCGGGAGCGGCUGCGGACAGACAGCUUGGACUCCUCAGGCCUCUCCUCUGAGCGCUGGGACUCAGACCAAGAGGAGCUGGAGGUGGACGUGGAAAGCCUGGUGUUUGGGGGCAAGGCAGAGCUGCUGCGGGGCUUCAGCGCUGGCCAGGAGCACAGCUACUCACACAACUUCCCACAUGGUGAUGGUGCCUGGCUAUGACCCUUGCUGCCCCAGAGCGGCCUCUGCCCUCUGCUCAUGGCAGGCUGACCUAGCCAGGCGGCCCUUCCCAGGCUUCAAUGGCUGCCUGGAAUCACCUGUCAGAAUGAACUAAAAGGA
This is a messenger RNA of Trichechus manatus latirostris (Florida manatee), 806 nucleotides long. It is a transcript of the gene MXD3, whose product is annotated as MAX dimerization protein 3. Gene Ontology annotation, biological process: regulation of transcription by RNA polymerase II. The record is from RefSeq and is a predicted model, not a curated record. The transcript has 6 exons. Gene Ontology annotation, molecular function: DNA-binding transcription factor activity, RNA polymerase II-specific; protein dimerization activity; RNA polymerase II cis-regulatory region sequence-specific DNA binding. Lineage: Eukaryota; Metazoa; Chordata; Mammalia; Sirenia; Trichechidae. Bases 57 to 689 code for a protein of 210 amino acids.